Messenger RNA from Melospiza melodia melodia, 885 nucleotides. RefSeq names its product rRNA 2'-O-methyltransferase fibrillarin-like. Gene Ontology annotation, molecular function: histone H2AQ104 methyltransferase activity; RNA binding; rRNA methyltransferase activity. Lineage: Eukaryota; Metazoa; Chordata; Aves; Passeriformes; Passerellidae. Gene Ontology annotation, biological process: rRNA methylation; box C/D sno(s)RNA 3'-end processing. The record is from RefSeq and is a predicted model, not a curated record. Gene Ontology annotation, cellular component: Cajal body; nucleolus; box C/D methylation guide snoRNP complex.
CGUGGCCGCGGAGGGGCGGAGCCCGAGGAGGCCCCCGGGGGCGGGGCCGAGGCCGAGGGGCGGGGCCAGGGGCGGGCCCGCGGCGGCUUCAAAGGCGGCAAAAAAGUGACGGUGGAGCCGCACCGGCAUGAGGGUGUGUUCAUCUGCCGGGGCCGCGAGGACGCGCUGGUGACGCGGAACCUGGUGCCGGGGGAGUCGGUGUACGGCGAGAAACGGAUCAGCGUCGAGGAGGGCGAGGCCUCGGUGGAGUACCGCGCCUGGAACCCGUUCCGCUCCAAACUGGCUCGCCUCGCCGCCAUCUUGGGCGGCAUCGACCGCAUCCACAUCCGGCCGGGUGCCAAGGUGCUGUACCUGGGCGCGGCCUCGGGCACCACCGUCAGCCACGUAUCGGAUAUCGUGGGGCAGGAGGGCGUGGUCUACGCCGUGGAGUUCUCGCACCGCUCGGGCCGCGACCUGCUCAACGUGGCCAAGAAGAGAACGAACGUGGUGCCGGUCAUCGAGGACGCGCGGCACCCGCACAAGUACCGCAUGCUGAUUGGCAUGGUGGACGUGAUCUUCGCCGACGUGGCGCAGCCGGACCAGACGCGAAUCGUGGCGCUGAACGCGCAUCACUUCCUGCGCGCCGGGGGGCACUUCCUGAUUUCUAUCAAGGCGAACUGCAUCGACUCGACGGCGCCGGCCGAGGCCGUGUUCGCGGGCGAGGUGAGGAAGAUGACGGCCGAGAGGAUGAAGCCGCAGGAGCAGCUGACGCUGGAGCCCUACGAGAGGGACCACGCCGUGGUGGUCGGCGUCUACCGGCCCCCUCCCAAGGAGAAAUGACGUCAUCGCUCAUCCGCCGUGGGCGUGGCCUAACCCGGAAGUCACUGGCGCCAUGUAAGAAUGGGC